AUGGAACAUCGUCAUAGAGCUGGUAGUUCUCACCAGUCCAACAAGCCUUUCAAGAGCCGUCAUGCCUCCAAAGGUGCAUUGAGAGAAGCCUCCAAGGGUAAAAUCAACCGCAAUGCUGUCAAGCAAGGCAACAAUGUCAAGACUGUCAGCAAAGCCGAUCGUCGCCAUGCCGCCAAGAUUAUCCAGCAAAAGAAGCGUGAAGACAUUACUCGUAUCAGCCGUAUCUUUGAGGGCCGCCAAGGUGCUCCCAAGAUUAUUCCUGUUUUGCCAUUGUGCCCUGACAGCGAUGUGGAGGCAGCCAUUGAAGCCAUCUACCGAUCCCUUGCUCUUGAAAUGCCCGCUCAUGCCACUCAAGAAGCCACCAUUGUUAAUGUGGAACGUUUCAAGCAAAAGAUCCAGUUGGUGCCUCUCAAGCGUAACUUUAUCGAUGUGAUUGAUGCCUUCAAGGUUGCUGAUUUCGGCAUCCUUCUUAUGUCGGCCGAUGUCGAAGUGGAUCAAUUUGGUAUCAACUGUCUGCUCGCCAUUCUCAACCAAGGUAUCGUCAAUGUCGUCCCUGUCGUUCAAAACAUUGGGAAUACACCUGUAAAGCUUCGCACCAGCACCAGAAAGUCAUUGACCGCAUUUGUCCAGCAAUUCUUCCCUGAAGAAGAGCACUUGUUCACUUUGGAUACCGAUGCCGACUGUAUCAGUGCCUUACGUUUCAUCACAGCACAACGUCCCAAGCCCAUGUCAUGGCGUGAUAACCAUCCUUACAUGCUGGCCGAGCAAGUGGAAUUUGACCCCACCUCUGCUGAAACAGGUACCUUGAAGGUCACUGGUUAUGCUCGUGGCAAUCCCUUCAAUGCCAAUCGUUUGGUUCACUUGCAAAACUUUGGUGAUUUCCAAAUCCAACAAAUCACCAGUGCCAAUUUGUCCACCAACGCAUCUGACAUGCAAGAAGAUAUUGAAAUCAUUGAUACCCCCAAGCCUGAAGAGCAAGACGAUUUGAUUGCUGAGAACGAGCCUGAUUUUAUGGAUAACGAGCAAACAUGGCCUACAGAAGAGGAAUUAGCUGAAGCAGAUGCUCGUGUGCGUCGUAUGCGUAAUUUGGAUGGCGAGGAACAAACCAAGAAGAGAGUGCCCAAGGGUACAUCCUCUUACCAAGCUGCUUGGAUUUUUGACGAUGAUGAUGCCGAGUACAGUGACGUGGAAGAGGAAGAGGAAGACGCUAUGAUGGAGGAAGAAGACGACGAUGAUGUUGUUCAACCUGCUGCCAGUGCUUUUCUUGACGAUGACGAAGAGUAUGAGGAAAUUGAUAUGGAGUCCAAGGAUACAUACAAGGAUGAAUUCGACGCUGAGGAGGAAGCCAGACAGUAUGAGGAGUACCUCAAGAACAGACAAAAGGAAUUCGAGAACCACAAUGAUUUCCCCGAUGAAAUUGAUACACCCAUGCACAUCACAGCCAGAGAGCGUUUCGCUCGUUACCGUGGUCUUCAAUCCUUCAGAACUUCGCCCUGGGAUCCCUAUGAGAAUUUGCCUAUUGACUAUGGCAGAAUUUUCCAAUUUGAAAACUUUGGUCGCACCAAAUUGCGUGUAGUGAGUCAAGCUAUUGUGGGUAAUGUGAAGCCUGGUAGAAGAAUUACUGUCUGGAUCAGCAAUGUGCCUCUUCAAGCUUAUGAGGCUUACGAUCGAACCAGACCCUUCAUCUUAUUUGGUCUUUUGCAAUACGAACACAAGAUGUCCCUCAUCAACUUGCAAGUGCAACGUGACAAUGCAUAUGAAGAAACCGUCAAAUCUAAGGAUCCUAUGGUCAUGCACAUGGGCUUCAGAAGAUACAAUGUCAAACCCAUCUACUCUCAAAAUACCAACAAGGGCACCAACCAUGUGCAUAAAUUCGAGAGAUUCAUGAAGAUGGGCCGCUCCUAUGUCGCUACUAUCUAUGGACCUGUUGUGUUUGGUAAAAUGCCAGUGAUGUUUUACAAGGAAACCGACAAUGUGAAUGAACCGAUUUUGGUCUCUUCAGGUACAUUCAUGGAUGUCGAUGUUAAGCGUAUUAUUGCCAAGCGUAUCAUCUUGAGUGGUCACCCCUUCAAAUGUCAUAAGCGAUCAGCCGUUAUUCGAUUCAUGUUUUUCAAUGUCGAGGAUAUUUAUUGGUUUAAGCCUGUUCAACUCACAACAAAAUACGGUCGAGUGGGCCAUAUCAGUGAAUCACUGGGUACACAUGGUUACAUGAAGUGUAUAUUCGAUGGUACUUUGACACAGCAAGAUACCAUCAUGAUGUGUCUCUACAAGCGUGUUUUCCCCAAGUGGAACACUGAAAUUUAUAGAGGUGGUUUAGACAAGUCUGUGGAACAGUCUUCUGUGGUUAAGAGUACAGCUAUGGAAGAGUAA
Molecule: messenger RNA, 2370 nt
Organism: Mucor velutinosus
Lineage: Eukaryota; Fungi; Mucoromycota; Mucoromycetes; Mucorales; Mucoraceae
Gene: YKT6
Product: palmitoyltransferase
Exons: 3
Coding region: 1-2370 (789 amino acids)
Biological process (GO): maturation of SSU-rRNA from tricistronic rRNA transcript (SSU-rRNA, 5.8S rRNA, LSU-rRNA); ribosome biogenesis; endonucleolytic cleavage of tricistronic rRNA transcript (SSU-rRNA, 5.8S rRNA, LSU-rRNA)
Cellular component (GO): preribosome, small subunit precursor; nucleus
Molecular function (GO): U3 snoRNA binding; GTP binding; GTPase activity
Source: RefSeq, a predicted model, not a curated record